CCAACAUCAUCAGCAGCAGCGGUGGCAGCACCAGCAGCAGCAACGGCCCCGCCUCGCGACGUGAACCGCUGGCUGGUUCACCUCAAGCACCGUCUCACAUCUGGCUGUCAGGAAACAGCGCUGCCGCCGCUCCGUCCGGUACCGCGGCAUGCUCAUAUCCGAAGAAGAAGAGGAAGAGGAUUUUUAUUUAUCUAAAAGGGGAGCGAAAUGUCUGAGGUGCGAAAAUUCACAAAGAGGCUGAGCAAACCCGGGACGGCCGCGGAAGUCAGACAGAGCGUGUCGGAGGCUGUGAGGACCACCGUGGACCUUGUGGAGCAGCCGAAGAUCAUUGAACCGCUCGACUAUGAGGCUGUGGUGUUUCAGAGAAAGGCUCAGAUCCACAGUGACCCCCACAGAGACCUGCUGCUCUGCCCUGUGGAUGAUGUCUCGGAGUCUCAGAUCUCCCGGCAGAGGAGGACCGUUGUUCCCUCUGUGCCCCAGAAUGCCGAGCGGGAGGCUAGGAGUCUGUUUGCCAAAGAGUGCAUUAAGAUGUACAACACUGACUGGCACGUAAUCAACUACAAAUAUGAGGCUUAUUCUGGAGACUUCCGCAUGUUGCCGAGCAAAGGCCUGAAGACGGACAAACUGCCAGCUCAUGUGUUUGAAAUCGAUGAAGACGCCAAAGACGAGGACUCGGCCUCGCUGUGCUCCCAGAGGGGAGGCAUCUUGAAGCAGGGCUGGCUUCAGAAAGCCAACAUCAAUAGCAGCCUGUCUGUCUCCAUGAGGGUGUUCAAGAGGAGGUUCUUCUACUUGUCUCAGCUCCCCGAUGGCUCCUACAUCCUCAACUCUUAUAAGGAUGAGAAAAACUGCAAGGAAACCAAAGGAUCCAUCUACCUGGACUCCUGUAUAGAUGUCAUCCAGAGUCCCAAGAUGCGGCGGAAUGGCUUUGAGCUUAAGAUGCAAGACCGCUAUAGCCACUUCCUGGCUGCAGACAGUGAGGCAGAGAUGGAGGAAUGGGUGGCCACACUGAAACAGGCUCUGCAGAGCAGCACAGAGGCUGGCCAGGACAGGAGGAACGGUGCUGAGUCGCUGGACUGUGUCCUUGAUGAUGACACGGCCAGCCAAGGUAAAGGCGAGAGCAUGCUGGAGAACUCGGGGAGGAGCUUGCACACUGAACUCAUCAAGUACACCAGGGAGACAGACCAGCUCAGUAAGAUGAACAGGAACGAAGGCAGGCUGAAGCUCUCCUCUCUGGAUCCUGAGACACAGAGGCUGGACUUCUCUGGGAUCGAGCCAGACGUGAAGCCCUUCGAGGAGCGUUUUGGUCGACGUAUAGUGGUCAGCUGCCACGACCUCACCUUCAGUCUGCAGGGCUGCGUGAAUGAGAAGGGUGACGGUGUCCUUACCAAUGUGGAACCGUUCUUCAUCAGCCUCGCUCUCUUCGAUGUCUCCAAGAGCUGCAAAAUCUCAGCCGACUUCCACGUUGAGCUCAAUCCACCAUCUGUCAGGGAGAUGCUCACUGACACCUCCGCUCAAGCGUCUCCUUCAUCUGACUCGGACGGUGGUGGUGGAGGGAAGGACGGGGGACAGGGAGGAGUCCUCGUGAACGGAGACUCAGGGAAAGGAAACGGCCUGCCGCUGCUUCAGAGGGUGUCAGAGGCUCUGCUGCGCUUCCCCACUCAGGGUAUCUUUUCAGUGACUAACCCCCAUGCAGAUAUCUUCCUGGUGGCCCGUGUGGAGAAGGUGUUACAGAAUGGCAUCACCCACUGCGCUGAGCCAUACAUGAAAACCUCUGACAUCACUAAGACUGCUCAGAAGGUGCUCAAAGCUGCCAAGCAGACAUGCCAACGCUUGGGCCAGUACAGGAUGCCGUUUGCUUGGGCUGCCAAGCAGGUGUUCAAAGACGCUCAGGGCAGCCUGGAUAUGGAUGGGAAGUUUUCUCCUCUCUAUCGCCAAGACAGCAGCAAAAUCUCAACUGAUGACCUCAUCAAGCUGCUGGCCGACAUCAGGAAACCAGAGAAAAGCAAACUUCAGAUCAUCCCUGGACAGCUGAACGUCACCAUCGAGUGUGUCCCGCCUGAUUUCUCAAACACGGUGACGUCCUCUUACAUUCCCGUCAAGCCCUUCGAGGACGGCUGUGAGCGGGUGUCGGUGGAGAUAGAGGAAUUCCUCCCCGAGGAAGCCAAGUACAACUACCCCUUCACCACUUACAAGAACCAGCUGUAUGUCUACCCCCUGCAGCUCAAAUAUGACAACCAGAAGACCUUCACUAAGGCCAGAAACAUUGCCAUCUGCAUCCAGUUCCGAGAUUCUGAUGAGGAAGGUGCUGCUCCUUUAAAGUGCAUCUACGGCAAGCCGGGAGAUUCACUCUUCACCAGCAGCACCUACGCAGCCGUCCUGCACCACAAUCAGAGCCCUGACUUCUACGAUGAGGUGAAGAUCGAGCUGCCGGUUCACGUGCAUGAGAAACAUCAUAUCCUCUUCACCUUUUACCACAUCAGCUGUGAAUCCAGCAGCAAAGCCAGCAGCAAGAAGAGGGACGGAGUGGAGUCACUUGUGGGCUACUCCUGGAUGCCUUUGCUUAAAGAUGGGAGGAUGCAGUCGUUGGAGUUCCAGUUGCCCGUGGCUGCCACUUUGCCUGCUGGAUAUCUUUGUCAGGACACCAGGAAGGCUGAUAUCAAGUGGGUGGAAAACGGCAAGACACUGUUUAAAGUGAGGACCCACGUAGCAUCAACGAUAUAUCCUCAGGACCUCCACCUACACAAAUUCUUCCAGCACUGCCAGCUGAUGAGAACAGCAUCAGAAGGCAACCCAGCAGAACUGAUCAAAUACCUGAAGUGCCUACAUGCCAUGGAGACUCACGUCAUCAUCACCUUCCUGCCAACAGUGCUGAUGCAGCUGUUUGAGGUGCUCACAGCCGCCACCAAAGAAGCCCACGAGAUUGCUGUUAACUCUUUGCGUGUGAUCAUACAUAUAGUUUCCAAAUGCCACGAGGAGGGACUGGAACACUACCUGCGCUCUUUUGUUAAGUACGUGUUUGUAACCAACAAUCCUGCAUCAGGAAACUCAGUGACCACUCAUGAGUUGCUGGCCACAGCUGUAACAGCCACCCUCAAGCAAACUGCUGAUUUCAACACCAGCAAUAAACUGCUCAAGUACUCUUGGUUCUUCUUUGAAACCAUGGCAAAAUCCAUGGCUCAGUACCUGCAGGAGGAGAUGCCACGGGCCCAGCGCUUUCCGGAGAGUUUCCACCAGGCUCUGCAGUCCUUGGUGUUGUCCAUUAUGCCACACAUCACCAUCCGCUACUCAGAAAUCCCAGAGGAGGCUCGCUGCAUCAACUUGAGCCUGGCGAAUUUCAUCAAGAGGUGCCUGACUGUCAUGAACAGAGGUUUUGGUUUCGGCCUGGUCAACCACUACAUGUGUCAUUUCAGCCCUAAAGAUCCCAAGGUGCUGACCGAGAUGAAGUUUGACUUCUUGAUGACUUUGUGUAACCACGAGCACUUCAUCCCUCUCAACCUGCCCAUGGCUUUCGGGCGCACCAAGCUGCAGAGGGUACAAGAGCAGAGUCUGGAGUUCAGUUUGACGGAGGAAUACUGCCGUAACCACUUCCUGGUGGGGCUGCUGCUGAGAGAGGUGGCUGACGCCUUGCAGCAAGCGCCCGAAGUGAGGCAACAGGCCGUGGGCAUCCUCAAGAACCUUCUUAUUAAACACGCCAUGGAUGAUCGCUACACCGCUUUCAAGAACCAGCAGGCCAGGAUCUGUUUGCUGUACCUCCCACUUUAUGAGCUGCUCUACCAGAACUUGAAGCAGCUUUCCGCUCAGCCUCUCAUCUCCAGUCCUGGGCUGGGCCUAAACGGCUCCAGAGAUGACCUAAUAUCCACAGACAUGAGGAGGAUCAGCACAGCGAUUGAGAAAGAGCAUGGUCAGCCAACUCAGAAUGGCCACGUUGUGAGGAGGGAAGACUCCAGAGGCUCUCUAUUUAUGGACCCAGGAACACCGGACAGCAUUGAGCUGCAGAGACGCGCCUCAACCAUGAGCAGCAGCACCAUGCCUCCUAUCGGCAGACUGGGACAAUAUGAAAUCAAAGGCCUACUGUUCUCUUUCCUGCACAUCGCCAAGACCUUGUCAGAAGACACUCUGAUGGCCUACUGGAACAAAAUCAGCCCUCAAGACAUCAUGAACUUCCUCAGUUUGCUCGAGGUCUGUCUGGCUCAGUUCCGUUACAUUGGAAAGAGGAACAUCGGCAGGAGCCAGGAGGCGUGUGUGUCGAAGCUGUUCUCGUCAGGUGGAAAGUCUCAGACAAUGCCACCCAUGCGCUGCAACCGUGCCAGCCUCAUGCAGAGCAAGAUACAUCAGUUCAACACCAUGGAAGCCUCCUUCACCCUCAACAUAGGGGCAGGCCCGUCAGAAGCAGAAAUCCACCAUCAGGCCCUGCUUGAAGGCAACACCUCCACUGAGGUCUGCCUCAGCGUCCUGGACAUCCUGAGUCUGUUCACUCAGUGUUUCAAGAACCAGCUGCUGGACAGCGACGGUCACAACGCACUGAUGAAGAAGGUGUUUGACGUCUACCUGACUUUCCUCAAAGUCGGCCAGUCAGAAGCUGCCCUCAGACAUGUGUUCGCCGCUCUGCGUGCUUUCAUUAACAAGUUCCCUUCGGUGCUGUUCAAGGGUCGCGUGACGCUGUGCGAGGCUCUGUGCUGCGAGGUGCUCAAGUGCUGCGUCUCCAAGCUGGCCUCUCUGCGGGCCGAGGCGUCAGCCCUGCUCUACCUGCUCAUGAGGAACAACUACGAGUACACCAAGAGGAAAACCUUCCUACGCACACACCUGCAGAUCAUCAUUGCAGUAAGCCAGCUGAUUUCUGACGUGGCGCUGACCGGCAGUUCACGCUUCCAGGAAUCUCUCUCCAUCAUCAACAACUUUGCAAACAGCGACAAGGCCAUGAAGGUAUUGUGGAAGUCUAGACAACCAAUCACAGCUGGCACCAACAAACAUUAUUCAUCGUUAUUCACUGAGGAGUUUCCAGGAUGUCUGACCAAGCGGAUCCGCACAGUUCUGAUGGCUACAGCCCAGAUGCGAGAGCAUGAAAAAGAUCCUGAAAUGCUGCUGGACCUCCAGUACAGCCUGGCCCGGUCCUACGCCAGCACCCCUGAGCUGAGGCGGACCUGGUUGGACAGCAUGGCCAGAGCGCACCUCAAAAAUGGAGAUUUGUCAGAGGCUGCGAUGUGUUAUGUUCACGUGGCGGCGCUGGUUGCAGAAUACCUGAACAGGAAAAAGUUGUUCCCCAGCGGCUUGGCAGCUUUCAAGAAAAUCACCUUUAACAUCGACGAGGAAGCUGCCAUGAAGGAAGACGCCGGCAUGCAGGAUGUCUAUUACACUGAGGAAGUGUUGGUGGAACACCUCGAGGUCUGCGUGGACGCGCUGUGGAAAGCUGAGCGCUACGAAGUCAUCACACACAUCGCCAAACUUGUUAUCCCCAUUUAUGAGAAGCGCCACGAAUAUGAGAAACUGAGCCGACUGUACGAAACUCUGCACAGAGCGUACAAUAAGAUCAUGGAGGUGAUCCAGUCGGGCCGCAGGCUGCUCGGGACCUAUUUCAGAGUGGCCUUUUAUGGACAGGGCUUCUUUGAGGAGGAGGACGGGAAGGAGUACAUUUACAAAGAACCCAAACUGACCGGCCUGUCCGAAAUCUCCCAGCGGCUGCUGACGCUCUACGGGGAAAAGUUUGGGCCAGAAAAUGUCAAGAUAAUUCAAGACUCAAAUAAGGUCAACCCCAAAGACCUCGACCCCAAGUUUGCCUACAUCCAAGUGACCUUUGUCAAGCCCCACUUCGAGGAGAAGGAAGUGCCAGAGAAGAAGACGGACUUUGAGAAGUGCCACAACAUCAACCGCUUCGUGUUCGAGACGCCGUACACGCUGUCGGGGAAGAAGCACGGCGGGGUGGAGGAGCAGUGCAAGAGGAGGACCGUCCUCAUAACUGCCAACACUUUCCCAUAUGUGAAGAAGCGGGUGGAGGUGGUGGCUGAGAAGCAGGUGGAGCUUAAGCCGGUAGAUGUGGCCAUAGAUGAGAUGAAGGCACGGACGGCGGAGCUGAUCAAGCUCUGCUCCAGCCAGGAAGUGGACAUGAUCCAGCUGCAGCUCAAACUGCAGGGCUGCGUCUCUGUGCAGGUGAACGCAGGCCCCAUGGCGUAUGCCAGAGCAUUCCUGGAUGACAGUAAAUCCAACCAGUCCGGCAACAAGAAAGUAAAAGAGCUCAAGGAUGUUUUCAGACGUUUUGUCGAGGCUUGCAGCAUGGCGCUGGACAUAAACGAGCGUCUGAUCAAAGAGGACCAGUUUGAGUAUCACGAGGGCCUGAAAACCAAUUUCAAAGAAAUGGUAAAAGAGCUGUCGGACAUCAUCCACGAGCAGAUAUACCCGGAGGAUAUGAUGCGAUCGCUACUACAGAACUCCCUCCAUGUGUUCCGUGCCAUCAGCGGGACGUCCACUGACCUCGGUUGACCUCCUGCACACCACCCUCCGUCUCUUGCGGCCACCCACACUUCUGUAUAUCCUUGCUCUUCUCCCUUGAGGACCUGGAUUGGUUUAUAACAGGGAAUUUGUCAGUGCAAAUCUGCCCAGCUAUGCAUGCCAAAACAUUCCCCCUGGUGAAGAUGCCAUUUGGCUAUCAACGGCAUCUUUGCUGGAUGUGCAGUGGACGGUGGGGGUAACAGCUUGCGGCACAGCACUCAGAUUUAGUCCUCAAACCACAGCAGCAGUAAUUCUGAGAAUGUAUUACAGCAACACCAUUUACGUGUCUGCAUGUCAGGUUUAGGUGUUACGCUCAGCUGCAUUGCACUUUUUCCCCCCCCCCCCCCCCUU
Molecule: messenger RNA, 6834 nt
Organism: Neolamprologus brichardi
Lineage: Eukaryota; Metazoa; Chordata; Actinopteri; Cichliformes; Cichlidae
Source: RefSeq, a predicted model, not a curated record